Nicotiana tabacum (common tobacco) is the source of this 834-nucleotide messenger RNA. NCBI's taxonomy places the organism in Eukaryota, Viridiplantae, Streptophyta, Magnoliopsida, Solanales, Solanaceae. The record is from RefSeq and is a predicted model, not a curated record.
AUGGAAAAUUUGGCUAUCAAAUCCACCACCAUAUUCAAAGUAAAUGUGGCGUUACGUGAAUCAAAUCCAGAUGCUUAUACACCAAAGAUGAUCUCCAUUGGUCCUUACCAUAAAAAAUAUCAAGAACUUCACUCAAUGGAAAAGUACAAACUGUUAUACCUACGACGGUUUCUCCGGCGGAAAGAGGGGCUUGACGUGGAAAGUUGCAUCAAAGAAUUGGAGGAACUGAAAGAUAAAGCACUAAUGUGUUAUGAUGAAAUAGAGGACCUUAUUGAUGGUGACCACAACACUGGUCAAUUUUUGAAAAUGUUGUUAUUUGAUGGCUGUUUUUUGGUUGAGUAUAUUCGAGAGCGCUGUGGAAUAAAGCCAAUAGGAGAAGACAUGAUUAUACCUGGAGGUUGCCUAGAUAAUCAAGUAAGUCGUGACUUGUUGUUACUAGAAAAUCAACUUCCUUUCUUUGUCCUUACCAAACUUCAUGACAUGACAAAAGAAGAAACCGAUGAAUUACCAUUUACAAAAAUGGUUAAGUGGAUCUUUUUUCAUGAUUUACCGAAGCUGACCCCUGCAUCCUUUAAUGAGACUAUAAGUAAUGCCGUAGAAAUUAAGCAUUUACUUCAAGUAAUACACAUGUCAUGUCACCCUUCAGAGAUGAAAACUAAUAACCUAACUGGGAACAUUAGCAAGGAAGCAGAACAUUCCAGGAAAAGCUUAUGCUGUAAUCUUUUGCAAAUAAUUAGGUCGAAAGAAAUGCCAAGAGAUAAGGACAAGCUGACAUGGCAAGACAACAUGCCAAACGCUACAGAGCUUCACGAAGCUGGAGUUGGAUUUUCAAAA